This is a messenger RNA of Merops nubicus (carmine bee-eater), 894 nucleotides long. Its product is annotated as solute carrier family 41 member 2-like. Gene Ontology annotation, cellular component: plasma membrane. The transcript has 4 exons. Gene Ontology annotation, molecular function: monoatomic cation transmembrane transporter activity. Gene Ontology annotation, biological process: monoatomic cation transport. The record is from RefSeq and is a predicted model, not a curated record. The annotation marks the transcript as partial. Lineage: Eukaryota; Metazoa; Chordata; Aves; Coraciiformes; Meropidae.
AUUUCUACGUGCAAAAAAGGAUCAUUUUGGUUUAUCUGUUUUAAAAUCAAGUGUGACAAUCGAUGACUCAUCUACAAGAUUUCCUUGCUGACACCUGAAGAACAAAGUGCUUUUCAACCUGUACUUCUGUAGCACUAUGACUAACUGUAAAGGUAGAUCUGCCAUCUCCAAAACAAAUAGCAAAGUUCAUGACAGAGAAGGUUUUGUAAAGUGGACCAUAAAUUUUAAUACAAUUCAAUCUGAUAGAUUUUUGAGACUGCUUUUGAGUAUGGUUCCUGUUGUUUACCAAAUAAACCAGGAUGAAAGACAUAAAAAAGUGAAUGGUGUCUGGCAAGAUGGAUUGCAACCAGCAGGACACAAUUUUAAUGGUAGGUCUGAACAACAUGCAGAGUACCAUCACCUCUUGGAAUCAAGUUUUCAUGGCAGUAAUGGGCUCAGCCCAUCUGCCUGUAGCCCUAAAUAUGAUGAUUUUGCCAGUUAUAAUUACUGUGGUGGAAUGGACAGUUCAGAAACAGAUGCCAUGUUGCAGGAAGACAACCUCUCCAGUGACAGUAAUGAAGAUAUCAUUGUGGAAGGAAGUAGAAAACAACCCAAAGAGUCUAGUAGUAUUAUGGCAUUACAGAUACUUGUACCUUUUUUGCUAGCAGGAUUUGGAACUGUUUCUGCUGGCAUGGUUUUGGAUAUUGUACAGCAUUGGGAUGUGUUCAAGAAUGUUACUGAAGUUUUUAUCUUGGUUCCUGCACUUCUUGGUCUCAAAGGAAAUUUGGAAAUGACCUUGGCAUCCCGGCUGUCAACUGCUGUAAUAUGUUCUAAUAAUGUGGCUACCAGUUUCAUUGCUGCAAUCCUCAAAGGGAUUUGUUUUUUGUACAAUAUUACAAACUUUGUAUUGACAAG